Molecule: messenger RNA, 2277 nt
Organism: Polyodon spathula (Mississippi paddlefish)
Lineage: Eukaryota; Metazoa; Chordata; Actinopteri; Acipenseriformes; Polyodontidae
Gene: atpsckmt
Product: fATP synthase c subunit lysine N-methyltransferase
Exons: 5
Coding region: 175-915 (246 amino acids)
Biological process (GO): regulation of mitochondrial ATP synthesis coupled proton transport; peptidyl-lysine trimethylation; positive regulation of proton-transporting ATP synthase activity, rotational mechanism
Cellular component (GO): mitochondrion
Molecular function (GO): protein-lysine N-methyltransferase activity
Source: RefSeq, a predicted model, not a curated record
AAUCUAAAAACCGUGUAUUGUGUAGCUUUUCUUUAUACACACACACACACACACAGCAAUUAAGAGUUACAAUACUGUAUUAUAAGUCCAACACGGUAGAGUUAUGAUUGAAAAAACGAGACAAAUACCUCACUGCAGUAAGUCAUUGUUUUUCCCACCUUUUACAAUAUUGUUAUGGGGUGUUGUGACACACUUCUGGACUGCUCAACAUACCACGUCCCAGUGCUUCUUGGAAGGGACACCACGAUGUCCAAAUUUCUGCAAGAUGCAAACGUUGCAAAGGAUUCUAACCCUGGUACUGUUGGAAGAAAGCGAUGGGGAUUAUGGGUAACUGGAGUGGUAGGAGGGACAUUGAUAGCACUUUAUGCUGUGGCCACCCCAUUUGUAAUCCCAGCCCUCAGGAAGAUCUGCUUGCCUUUUGUUCCUGCAACUCCAGCUCAGAUUGAAAAUGUCCUAAAGAUGUUACAGUCAAGAACAGGAUCGCUUGUCGACAUUGGAAGUGGUGAUGGGCGAAUAGUGAUUGCAGCAGCAAAGCAAGGCUACAGGGCUGUUGGCUAUGAGCUGAACCCAUGGCUGGUGUGGUAUUCUAGAUAUAGGGCCUGGAGGGAAGGAGUGCAUCACAACACCAGAUUUUAUAUAGCAGAUUUAUGGAAGGUCAAGUUUUCUCAGUAUGCUAAUGUUGUUGUCUUUGGAGUUCCACAGAUGAUGCCUCAGUUGGAAGACAAACUUCUAAGUGAACUACAGAUCACAGCCAAAGUCAUUGCCUGCCGUUUCCCCUUUCCCACCUGGGCACCUGAUCACAUGACUGGAGAGGGGAUUGAUACUGUGUGGGCAUAUGAUGCAAAAACAUUUCAAAAUGGACACUGCGGAGCUUCAGCCGAGGCACAGAGACACUAUACUCAAAACACACAGUGAUGCAGAACUGGGAGCGGGGCAUUUUAGUUUGUAAAUAAAGGUGAUAUUUGUCCCAGGGAUUUGUUUAGGCAAAUUAUAUUUACCCAGUGGCUCUGAAUUGAAGUGAUCUCAGAAUGAAAGAAAUUCGAAGGAACAGAAAGCUGUGUAUGGGGCUACUCACCAGUGUAACAAAGAAUGGAGAACAGUAAGUGCUGUUUUGGCAUUUGGUGUUCUUGAAGUUGUUAAAUACAGGUUUUUCAAAACUGCAAAUGCAAGUGAAAUAUUUAUUUUGUCCAAAGCUUUCUAUUAUUUUUCAGGGCUGUUUUUUUAAUUAAUCAUUUCAAUCUGAAGAACCACUUCUUGGUGUGUGUAGUGGCAAUAUUAAUACUACUUAUGGUUAAGUGUUUGAUAGCAAUAAUAAUAUUUUGUCAAAUAUUAGUAUGUUGGAUUGUGUAGAAGUGAGAUGUUAUUGUCUGUAUGCAGACAACUGUAUUUUUUUAAGAUGAAGCAAGACAGGAAAGGUACAUCAUAUCUUAAAAGAAAAUCGCUAGUUCUUUUAAGUGUUCAUGCUAAUUGAAGACAUUUCUGAUGCAUCACCUAUGCUGCGGCCACCUUCCUCAUUCAUCGAUCCAACCAAGAUGCAGGUUCUUCAAUGUACAAAAGUUAUUCUAACAUCAUAACCAUGGGCACUGCUGAUAAGCCUCUUAAUGUUACGCUGUAAAGUUUAAAAUCAGAUAAGUGCCAAGUUGUUUACUUUAAAUCAUAAAUGAAAAUAUGAGAAAUGAUAAAACAGUUGUUGUGCAGUCCAGGUAAAAUGACUUUGCAAUCUGACCUCAUUCAGCCAGUUAGGAAACCCUGAUCUAUAUUUCAAAAAUACAUGUUGAUACCUGAUGGCUUUUUUUUUUAACACUGCAAAAAACAAACAAACCAAAAAGAUCAAAAUCAUGCAGCGCUUGCGUUUCUUACAGGCUGUGUGAAUCUGUGGUUCAUGUGUGCCACUGUUUAGUAACUGAAAGAAAAUGCUGUGGCAGCAGAUUGCGAGUUUGAUCCCUAGGUUCUGCAUUUAAUUGAUGUCUUGACCCCUAUCUGUGUUCACCUUAGCUGUCUGACAGUGUGUUCCAUCUCUGCAGAAACAAUCUGUUUUGUGAUAGUUCCUGCUCUAUGGUGAGCCUUCUUGAGUGCAAGAAACAACGCAGACAUGAACAAAGCCCUUAUGUUUGUAGGUCAGCUUGCCUGUUAACUGUUGGUUUUAAUUUGGGAAACAUUAAAUAUGCUGCACACAAUCAAGAAAAUGAAAAAACCCUAAAAACUGAUUCCUUCAUUUUUGCUUUUCAGUUUAUGCUGUACGCCUCUGACUUGCCAAGACACACAGUGAAAGAAAAA